Messenger RNA from Clavispora lusitaniae ATCC 42720, 1287 nucleotides. RefSeq names its product branched-chain-amino-acid transaminase (gene BAT21). Gene Ontology annotation, cellular component: mitochondrion. Gene Ontology annotation, biological process: L-leucine biosynthetic process; L-valine biosynthetic process. The record is from RefSeq and is a predicted model, not a curated record. Gene Ontology annotation, molecular function: branched-chain-amino-acid:2-oxoglutarate transaminase activity. NCBI's taxonomy places the organism in Eukaryota, Fungi, Ascomycota, Pichiomycetes, Serinales, Metschnikowiaceae.
AUGCACCUUCUGACUCAGAAAAGCACCCAUACAAGUACGUAUAAACAACCAGUGCUCUUUUGUGCUAGCCGCCCGCAUUUUUCUUUGUGCAAUUUCUUGCUUUCCUCAGGCGCCACAAUGAGCUUCUUGGCCCGUUCCUGUUUCAAGCCCGCUAACUUUUCCAGAUUUGUCAGCAUGUCGGCCCCAUUGGACGCAUCCAAGUUGAAAAUCACCAAAACCACUACGCCCAAGCCAAAGCUUGCCAACGACAAGUUGGCGUUCGGCAAAACGUUCACCGACCACAUUUUGGAGGUGGAAUGGACCGCCGAAAAGGGCUGGGCUGCGCCAACCAUCACGCCGUACCACAACUUCAGCUUUGACCCAUCCACCAUUGUGUUCCACUACGGGUUCGAGGCUUUCGAAGGCAUGAAGGCCUACAGAGACAAGCAGGACCGCAUCCGGAUCUUCCGCCCCAACAAGAACAUGGAGAGAAUGAACGGCUCUGCCGAGAGAAUCGUCUUGCCUACUUUUGACAGCGAGGAGUUCAUCAAGUUGAUUGAGGAGUUUUUGCGUUUGGAACAGGACUUUGUUCCCCGCGGCGAAGGCUACUCGUUGUACUUGAGACCCACCAUCAUCGGCACCACCGCCACUUUAGGCGUUUCCACCCCAGACAAGGCGCUUUUGUACAUGAUUGCUUCUCCUGUUGGCCCAUACUACUCUACCGGAUUCAAGGCUGUCUCUUUGGAGGCCACCGACUACGCCGUCAGAGCGUGGCCCGGCGGAGUGGGCAACAAGAAGUUGGGUGCCAACUACGCCCCAUGCGUCAAGCCCCAGUUGGAGGCUGCUAAAAGAGGAUACCAGCAAAACUUGUGGUUGUUUGGCGAAGAGGGCUACAUCACGGAAGUCGGCACCAUGAACGUUUUUUUCGUUUUCCAGGACGCCUCGGGCAAGAAGGAGUUGGCCACUGCUCCUUUGGACGGAACCAUCUUGGAAGGUGUCACCCGUGACUCUGUUUUGACUUUGGCCAGAGCUAGAUUGCCAGAGGACGAGUGGAUUGUCAGCGAGAGAAAGUUCACCAUUGGCGAAGUCAAGGAAAGAGCCGCCAAGGGCGAGUUGGUGGAAGCCUUUGGUGCUGGUACUGCUGCGCUUGUCUCUCCAAUCAAGGCUAUCGGCUGGAGAGGCGAAGACAUCAACGUUCCUUUGGCUGGCGGCGAUGCCGGUGAGUUGACCAUGCAAGUUGCUGACUGGAUCAAGAAGAUCCAGUACGGCGAGGACGAGUUUGAGGGCUGGUCGCGUGUUGUUGUGUAG